Molecule: messenger RNA, 2245 nt
Organism: Anopheles funestus (African malaria mosquito)
Lineage: Eukaryota; Metazoa; Arthropoda; Insecta; Diptera; Culicidae
Gene: Exo84
Product: exocyst complex component 8
Exons: 5
Coding region: 124-2160 (678 amino acids)
Biological process (GO): exocytosis; intracellular protein localization; Golgi to plasma membrane transport
Cellular component (GO): exocyst
Source: RefSeq, a predicted model, not a curated record
GCCCGAACAAAUGUCAUAACAAACCCUAGCAAAGGAAAAAAAAAUACUCUGAUCGCUGCUCAGUGAAGUGGUGUUAAAUUAUUGUAAAUUUAGGGUUCAUAAUCUUUUGCAGACGAAACUAAAAUGCCUGAAGCGAGUACGGCCGUGUUUGAGAAAGAUAAUUUCAAUGCUGAAAAGUAUGUGAAAAAUCUCGUACAGGAUUGCGUCGGUGGUCCGGAAUUGCAACAAACGAAACAGAAAAUUCAAGCUCUCAGUGAAACCGUAUCGUCCACGCUAAAGAAACAUGUGUACGAAAAUUAUAUGCAGUUCAUCGAAACGGCAAAAGAGAUCUCGCAUCUCGAGUCGGAAAUGUACCAACUUUCACACAUACUCAUAGAGCAACGCAAUUUAUUAACCACACUACGAGACGAAUCGCUGUUGGACGACCAGAAAAACAUAAUCGAAGAGCAAAGCCUUGAUCCGAACGUGAAUGAGGAGCAACAAAACAAGAAAGCAAUACAGCUCAUCAAGGAAUCCCUGAUCGGUUACAAAGGGAAUCUGGAUGAUAAGGUUUUCAUCCACGAAGGAGGUCUUAUUGAACUGGAUUCAAACGACUAUCGGCCAAUUUGCCGCAUUCAUCUGUUUCUGUUCAACGAAGUGCUGGUGCUAGCCAAAGUUCGAAAUGAAAAGAAGCUUGAAUUUCAAACGGAAUACGAAACGAAGAAGAUAGCCGUGAUAAACAUUAAGGAUUUGGACGGGGUGAACAAGAAUGCGAUUAACGUGAUUACCAGCGAUGGGGCGCGUAUGUUUCAGUGCAUCAACUCCGCUGCCAAGCAGGAGUGGAUCGACAAGUUCGAACUGGCCAUCAAAUUCCACCAGUUGAAGAAACCGAAGAAAGCGCAAGCCCCACAGCCACCAACAACGUUGAAGUUUGAGGCACCGCAAAAAUCGACCGACAGUGAACUGCUUACGCUUAGCCCGACAGCAUCGGAAAUGGGGCGCGUCAUCGUGGAAAAUUUACCUCCCGAGUGGCUCGUAACGGCACCGGAAGAAAUCCAAGCGGAAAUAGCACAGCGGCAUUUCGAAGACUGUUUGGCGUUGCUACAAAAAUGCGAAGAACAUCUUACCCACGACAGCACAUUCCAUGGGGCAGCCGAAAUUAGAGAAAAAAUAAAAGCCCUCAAAGCUUCGCUUGCUUCGGUGCUUAUGCACGAAUUGUCCAACUCGCAGAGCCGCAGUUUGCAGGCAGCGCUGCGGUCUAGCCGUCGGCCACUGAAAUUGCUGGUCGAGAUGGAAAAGUCACGCGAAGCUUGCGGUAUUUUGCUGCGUGUUUGCACGAGUGCUAUCCGAUCCUCGCAGCGACAGGCGCGCCGUAACAAUUUGGCCGUUUCGGAACUGUUCUUCUGCGAUGUGGCACUAGUUGCUAGCGAGUUCCUGCGUGCAUUCAGCACGAAAGCUUCCUGCACGAGUGCGCUAAUCGUGUGGUGCAAUAUGGAGCUGCAGUACUUUGCCUCCCAGCUCAUUAAGCACUAUCUCACGAAAGAUACCCAGCUGGAAAUGGUGGCAAAGGUGGUGGAAGGCGUUCGAGAACCCUGCCAAAAGUUGCGCGAGAUAGGGCUGGAUCUUUCCUACCAUAUGGAGGGUCUGUUGCGCAGUACACUCGGUCAACUGUUGGACGAAGCCAGGUACCGAUUGGUGGAUUCCAUCGGUCGCACCGAAGACCCGUGGCAACCGUAUAAUCUGCAAACGAAAACUGGUCUUCGUACGCUGUUGAAGGAGUUCGACGUGUUGGGGAUUGACUUUCGCGCGUACGUUACCGGUGAUACGUGGAUUAAUCUUACGCAAGCAACGGUGAAUUUCUGUCGACAUCUUCUACAAACGACGGAAAGCUGUGCUUAUCUGGCAAAAUACGAUUCACUACAGCGCGAUGCAGAGAUGCUCAUCCGCGAGCUGUUCCUUUCGCAGCAUUCAAAUAAACCUCCCAAUUCACUGAAUGCUGAUAUGAACUUUGUACUGAAAAACAAAACAUACAUGACGGAAGUAUUGUUACCAAUUGCGAUGAAACGAUUUGAACGGAUUGCUGGCAAAAAACCGGAUCUGCUAAUGGAGUUACACACGCAGCUGCGAACUGUACCACCAAAACCGAAGCCACGUAGCGUAUAUCAGACAGAUGUACUCUAAACGGAAAUGCCGAGGCAAGAUCCUUCUUUAUUUUAGCUUUACAAUAUACACUAUACUAAUAUAAUCGAGCAUAUACCUAUCGCGA